AGCCGCCGCAUUUGAAUGGAGUGUUUUAUUUACCGUUCCUCUGGGCAGGUGGAUUUCCCCGAAGCGCCGCCCCUUCCGGACCUGGCCCCCUCGGUGGUUCAGAGGCUCACUGAGGCGUUGGAGAGACAAGGACUGGAGAGCGACUGUCUCUACAGGACGGCCUCGGGCGUCUCGGGGCCCCUGGAGCUUCGACAGGCCCUGGACACAGACCCGUCAUCGGUGGACCUGGAUCAGUAUGAUGUCAGCGCCUUGGCCGACACCCUGAGAGCCUAUCUGCAGGACCUCCCCUCCCCCAUCGUCCCGGCGGGCAUCUACAGCGAGCUGGUCUACACAGCCCAAGAGACCCAGAGCAUCGAGGAGUGUGGCCAGCAACUGAAGAGAAUUUUGGAGUCUCCCAGUAUUCCGCAGCCCAACCACCAGCUCCUGCUGCAUCUCACUCGACACCUGUGCAGAGUGUCCCAGAGCGGGGCGCAGAGUCAGGCGAGCCCCAGGCUGCUCGGCCAGGCCUUCAGUGACGUGCUCUUUAAACACACCCUCUCCAGUGCGGACGUGAACCCCGAGCACCACGUCAAGAUCAUCGAGGCCUUGAUCGUAGCUGGAGGCCUGGCGGACACGCAGGCAGCACCAGCUCUCCCUCCCAAACCGGCCAAGCCCAUGACCCCCGUCAGCAGCAACGGCAUCAAGGAGACGGGCGCCAGCUCGCUGCAGGAAGCGGAGUGGUACUGGGGAGACAUCUCCAGGGAGGAGGUGAACGACAAGCUUCGCGACAUGCCCGACGGAACCUUCCUGGUGCGGGACGCCUCCACCAAGAUGCAGGGGGACUACACGCUGACCCUGAGGAAAGGCGGCAACAACAAGCUGAUAAAGAUCUACCACCGGGACGGCAAGUACGGCUUCUCGGACCCGCUCACCUUCGGCUCGGUGGUGGAGCUCAUCAGCCACUACCGGCACGAGUCGCUGGCCCAGUACAACCCCAAGCUGGACGUCAAGCUCAUGUACCCCAUCUCCCGCUACCAGCAGGAUCAGCUGGUGAAGGAGGACAACAUCGACGCCGUCGGGAAGAAGCUCCAGGAGUACCACAAUCAAUAUCAGGACAAGAGCAAGGAGUACGACCGUCUGUACGAGGAGUACACCAAGACCUCGCAGGAGAUCCAGAUGAAGAGGACGGCCAUCGAGGCCUUCAACGAGACCAUCAAGAUCUUCGAGGAGCAGUGCCACACCCAGGAGCGCUACAGCAAGGAGUACAUCGAGCGCUUCCGCCGCGAGGGCAACGACAAGGAGAUCGAGAGGAUCAUGAUGAACUACGAGAAGCUCAAGUCCCGCCUGGGGGAGAUCCACGACAGCAAGACCCGGCUGGAGCAGGACCUGAAGACGCAGGCGCUGGACAACCGGGAGACGGACAAGAAGAUGAACAGCCUGAAGCCUGACCUCAUCCAGCUGCGCAAGAUCAGGGACCAGUACCUUGUCUGGCUCAAUCACAAAGGCGUGCGUCAGAAACGAAUUAACGACUGGCUGGGAAUCAAGAACGAAAACGCUGAUGAGGCCUACUUCGUGAACGAGGAGGACGAGAGCCUGCCGCACUACGAUGAGAAGAGCUGGUUCGUGGGCGACCUGAACCGCACGCAGUCCGAGGACCUGCUGCUGGGCAAGCCGGACGGGGCCUUCCUGAUCCGCGAGAGCAGCAAGAAGGGCUGCUACGCCUGCUCCGUGGUGUGA
This is a messenger RNA of Anguilla rostrata (American eel), 1716 nucleotides long. It is a transcript of the gene pik3r3b, whose product is annotated as phosphoinositide-3-kinase, regulatory subunit 3b (gamma). Gene Ontology annotation, cellular component: phosphatidylinositol 3-kinase complex. Gene Ontology annotation, molecular function: 1-phosphatidylinositol-3-kinase regulator activity. The record is from RefSeq and is a predicted model, not a curated record. The coding region runs from base 16 to 1716 and encodes 566 amino acids. Gene Ontology annotation, biological process: phosphatidylinositol phosphate biosynthetic process; signal transduction. The transcript is spliced from 14 exons. Lineage: Eukaryota; Metazoa; Chordata; Actinopteri; Anguilliformes; Anguillidae.